This is a messenger RNA of Gymnogyps californianus (California condor), 505 nucleotides long. RefSeq names its product S100 calcium binding protein A13 (gene S100A13). Gene Ontology annotation, molecular function: RAGE receptor binding. NCBI's taxonomy places the organism in Eukaryota, Metazoa, Chordata, Aves, Accipitriformes, Cathartidae. The transcript has 3 exons. The record is from RefSeq and is a predicted model, not a curated record. Gene Ontology annotation, cellular component: perinuclear region of cytoplasm. The coding region runs from base 169 to 456 and encodes 95 amino acids. Gene Ontology annotation, biological process: positive regulation of cell population proliferation; positive regulation of canonical NF-kappaB signal transduction.
UCCGUCCGGCUACAACAGGAAACCCAACACCGUGGCACGGGGGGACAAAGCGCCGUGCUCUCCCCUCCUGUGGCGCAGGGUAUAAAACCUCCCGGGGGGCCGCGACCUGCCUGCAGCUCUCUGCCCGCAGGCGAGGGGGCCCUGGGGCCUCUGCUGUGCCCCGGCACCAUGGCCACGGGUGAGCUGACCGAGCUGGAGACGGCCAUCGAUAAGAUCGUCACCGUCUUCUUCACCUACGCGGGGAAGGAGGGCAAGAAGGGCACGCUGACGGCCAGCGAGUUCAAGGAGCUGGUCCAGCUCCAGCUGCCCAACCUGAUGAAGGACGUCCCCUCCCUGGAGGAGAAGAUGAGUGAGCUGGACGUGAACAACGACGAGGAGCUGAAAUUCGGCGAGUACUGGAGGCUGAUCGGGGAGCUGGCGAAGGCCAUGCGGAAGGAGAAAGCAGGGAAGAAGUGACUGGGCUGAUGGGGAGACUCGGCCGACGCGGAGCUAAUAAAAGAGGUUU